ACAGUAUCGAGAAAACCCAGGAGUAUCUGGCUCGGCAACCCUUUGGGUCCUAGGGCCAGGUGAGACCAGCCAUUCGUGUUGUCGACGGCGAGGAGUAAGGGUGUUGUGGCUUCGCUCAAGGUCGACAGGAGAACACUCUUCGCAGCAGGCAACGUUAGAGGGCCGACCAUGAUGCGAGCGCGCUGGUGCCUCCUCGCCCUGGCCUUCCUCUCCUCGGUCAGCGCUCAGCAGGCCGGUUGGUGCAGGGACACGAUGCACUGGUGCUGGGAGUGGGCGGUGCAGGGCGAGUGCGUCUUCUCGCGGCCCUUCAUGGCCAGGCAUUGCUCUGCUUCGUGUGGCUUCUGCGUAGACACAAAAUGCGUCGAUAAGAACAAGUUGUGCCAAUACUGGGCAUCGACGGGAGGUUGCAAAUCCCCAAGUCGUGUGGUUGAGACCAACUGUCCGCUGUCGUGCGGUGUCUGCGGCUCGGCUCCGCAGCCCCCCCCGCAGCCUAGUGUUUCUGGGAAUCGAGACGUGCGGCCUCAGCCCAGUUCCCAGCGCCAGCCCCACCGGGAUCGCCAGCCACUCCCGAGUGUGGAUAGGCCUCUUCUCUUCCCGUCCAUCACAAGGCCGUCUUUCGAGUGCGGGGCCCCUUACCCCAGCCCGGGCGUAGGAAGGCGGGCAAGAGAUGUCAGUAGGCCGGCGACUGCAGCGCCGAGUUCAUCUUCAAGGCAAGACGGCAUUGUGGGUCUUGCUGACGAGGCCCCAGUCGAGGGAAACGUCUUCUGUGGCGCCACCGUCAUCAGCGACCGCUAUCUUCUGACUGCCGCCCACUGUGUCAUCAACAAUCCUGUGUCCUCGGUGCGGCUCGGGGACCUCGACCUCUCCCAGCCAGACGAACCGAACUCGCGCGCCCAAGACUACGAAAUCGAAGUCAUUUUCGUCCAUCCUGAUUACGACAGCGGAGGGUACAACGACGUGGCGCUGCUCAAAACAACGAGGCGCAUCGAGUUCAACGAGGGCGUGUUUCCCUUCUGCAUCUCGGCCUCUCGUCCCGCUCCUCAGACUACCGUCAUUGGCGCUGGUUUUGGAUACGUAAAUGAGACCUCGAAGGCAUCGCACCUGCAGGAAGCCGAGCUGAAGAUGGUUUCCUCGGCGGAGUGCGAGUCCCUGUUCCUGCGCGAGCACAGCCAGACGCUGAGGAGGUGGUACCCGCAGCUACUCCAGGGCAGCGACAUCAUGUGCGCUGGGGCGCCGGGGAAGAGCGCCUGCGAGGGCGACGGCGGCGGUCCUCUGUACAGGACAGACGCGUCAGGGCGGCAGUACCUGGUAGGCAUCAUAAGCAGAGGACUGCCAUGUGGGGACGCCCGAAACAUUACGAUGCCAAGCUUCUACAUCAGUGUGGCUGAUCACGUUGACUUCAUUAACAGUAUUAUGUACUCAGAUUUCUAAGUCU
Molecule: messenger RNA, 1435 nt
Organism: Penaeus indicus
Lineage: Eukaryota; Metazoa; Arthropoda; Malacostraca; Decapoda; Penaeidae
Product: mite allergen Der p 3-like
Exons: 11
Coding region: 169-1431 (420 amino acids)
Biological process (GO): proteolysis
Molecular function (GO): serine-type endopeptidase activity
Source: RefSeq, a predicted model, not a curated record